Anarrhichthys ocellatus (wolf-eel) is the source of this 1656-nucleotide messenger RNA. It is a transcript of the gene alg12, whose product is annotated as ALG12 alpha-1,6-mannosyltransferase. NCBI's taxonomy places the organism in Eukaryota, Metazoa, Chordata, Actinopteri, Perciformes, Anarhichadidae. The coding region runs from base 11 to 1495 and encodes 494 amino acids. The record is from RefSeq and is a predicted model, not a curated record. Gene Ontology annotation, biological process: protein N-linked glycosylation. The transcript has 9 exons. Gene Ontology annotation, molecular function: alpha-1,6-mannosyltransferase activity. Gene Ontology annotation, cellular component: endoplasmic reticulum membrane.
GUCAGCUGUCAUGGCUGAAAAGAGGAAUGUUUUAGGGCUGCCACUUCUUAUUUUAUUACUAACUGUGGCUCUUUUACAUUUAAUAAUUUGUCCCUUCACUAAAGUUGAGGAAAGCUUCAAUUUACAAGCGGCACACGACAUUCUGUAUCACAGAAUUAACUUUGACGAGUAUGACCACCAUGAGUUCCCUGGUGUGGUGCCACGGACGUUCCUCGGCCCCUUGUUUCUCUCCGUGCUCUGCUCCCCCGUUGUGUUUCUGUCCUCUCUGCUCGAUGCCCCAAAAUUCUACACCCAGCUGACGGUGCGAGCUUCCCUGGGAGUGUGCGUCGUCGGUGCGCUGUGGCACAUGCAGAAGGAGGUGAGGAGGCAGUUUGGCUCCACGGUCGCCGGGCUCUUCUGUCUGACGUGUGCUUCUCAGUUUCACCUCAUGUUCUACAGCACCAGGACGCUCCCCAAUGUAUUUGCACUGCCAAUAGUUCUGGUAGCAUUCACAUCUUGGAUGGCUCAGAAGUACGGCCGCUUCAUCAGCCUCUCUGCUUUAGUCAUCAUUGUGUUCCGGUCGGAGCUCUGCGUCUUCCUGGGUCUCAUGUUACUGAUGUCAAUGCUGAGCAGGAAGCUGGGACUGCUGCAGCUGCUUUACUAUGCUGUUCCUGCUGGGAUCCUGUCUCUGGCUUUGACGGUGGCCAUUGACUCCAUCUUUUGGAGGAAAUUGUUGUGGCCUGAAGGUCAGGUUUUGUGGUACAACACUAUCCUCAACAAAAGUUCCAACUGGGGAACCUCUCCCUUUCUGUGGUACUUUUACUCUGCCGUGCCCCGCGCCCUGGGCUGCACGCUGCUGUUCCUCCCCCUCGGCCUCCUCGACAGGCGGAUGAGGCUGCUGCUGCUGCCCACCGUGGGCUUCAUCCUCAUCUACUCGCUCCUGCCCCACAAGGAGCUGCGCUUCAUCAUAUACACUCUCCCUGUGCUCAGCCUGGUGGCUGCCCGAGGCUGUUCGUUCAUUUUGUGCAACUACCAGAAAUCCUGGAUGUAUAAACUGGGCUCUGCGGUCGUGGUCGGCCAGCUGUUUACCAAUGCAGCGUACUCCAGUAUCAGUCUCUAUGUGUCCCACCACAACUACCCAGGGGGCCGAGGACUGCAGGAGCUACACAGGCUGUUGCCAGUCACAGCAGAUGUCUUUGUUCAUAUCGACACCUAUGCUGCUGAAACCGGAGUAUCUCGCUUCUUAGAGCAGAACAGAAACUGGAGAUAUGACAAACGUGAGGACCUGAGUCUCAAAAAUCUCGACAUGAAAAUGUACACACACCUGCUGAUGGAGGCGAACGUCACCAAGAUACAACUGCUCCAGGACACGCAUCGGCCUCUGGCCUACGUUGAAGGCUACAGCAACAUUGCCUUCAACGUAUUUCACAUCCCGCCUGUUAGUGUGCGGUUAGUAAGAAAAGCUGUGCUCAUGGAGAGAGAGACUGCAACCGGACAACAAAGAGAGGGACUUUAAGGGAAGCUCGGAUUAAGGUGUUUAAGUGACCAAAACAUAAGACCAAAGGUGACCAAAACGAGUUUCCUCAAAGGUUAUAAUGGUUUAAAAACAAGGACAGGUCGAUCAUCCACUGCUAUGACAUGUGCUACCCAUGUAAAUAAAUGUUGCAGUGAACCGUC